AUGAGCUCCCUUCGCAUGGUUGUGCUCGGCUCUGCCGUGGCCUCUGCUUCCGCCAUCGCCGGCGUCCACAACAACGGCACGGCCACCGGCCACAUCGUCUACACCACCGAGGUCGUCACGGCCCUGACCACCUACUGCCCUGCCCCCACGACCCUCACCCACGGCGACAAGACCUACACCAUCACCUCGGCCACCACCCUGACAAUCACCGACUGCCCCUGCACCAUCAGCAAGCCCGUCCAGCCCACCGCCGUCCCUACUCCCGCCCCGGGCUGCAACGAUAAGUGCCAGGCCACCUACGACCAGUGCCGCGGCAAGUCUGGUGCCAACCUGUCCACCUGCGUCUCCGACUUUGAGGGCUGCAAGGCCUCUUGCACCGGUGCCACCACGGCCGCUCCCUCCAAGCCCGUCUCGCCUACCGUUGUCCCUGCUCCCGCCCCGGGCUGCAACGACAAGUGCCAGGCCACCUACGACCAGGCUGCAAGGCGGGCCGCUCCCUCCAAGCCCGUCUCGCCUACCGUUGUCCCUGCUCCCGCCCCGGGCUGCAACGACAAGUGCCAGGCCACCUACGACCAGUGCCGCGGCAAGUCUGGUGCCAACCUGUCCACCUGCGUCUCCGACUUUGAGGGCUGCAAGGCCUCUUGCACCGGUGCCACCACGGCCGCUCCCUCCAAGCCCGUCUCGCCUACCGUUGUCCCUGCUCCCGCCCCGGGCUGCAACGACAAGUGCCAGGCCACCUACGACCAGUGCCGCGGCAAGUCUGGUGCCAACCUGUCCACCUGCGUCUCCAACUUUGAGGGCUGCAAGGCCUCUUGCACCGGUGCUUCUGCCCCUGCUCCUCCCCCUGCCCCUGCUCCCACCGCCGCCAAGCCCUCUGGUAACUCUACCACUCCCGUCACCGCCGGUGCUGGUGCCCUGGCCCCGGCCAAGGUUCUCCUUGCCCUGGGUGCUAUUGCCUUGCUGUAA
Molecule: messenger RNA, 966 nt
Organism: Metarhizium robertsii ARSEF 23
Lineage: Eukaryota; Fungi; Ascomycota; Sordariomycetes; Hypocreales; Clavicipitaceae
Exons: 2
Coding region: 1-966 (321 amino acids)
Biological process (GO): fungal-type cell wall organization
Cellular component (GO): fungal-type cell wall
Molecular function (GO): structural constituent of cell wall
Source: RefSeq, a predicted model, not a curated record